AUGGUCACAGGGGAGGAUUUUCAGAGGGACGCGGGGUGGUCCUGGGUCGUUUUGCUCGCAUCAAUGACAACAUGCUACCUUGAAAUGGGUACCUUCCGAUGUUUUGGCAUUUACAUGAAUGCGUACCUAGACGAAUUUAACACCUCUGUUACAGUUGUUUCGUUGAUCUCAGGGGUGUUUCCAAUUACGUUUUGCAUAGCAGUUUUACCAGUGACGGUAUUUGGCACUGAACGGUUUGGCUGUCGUGCAUUGGUAGUCUACGGCGGUUUUGCUCUUUUUGUCGGAUAUAUUUUGAGCAGUAUAGCUCCAAAUAUUGAAGUUGUUAUGCUGGCGCAAGGAGUCAUUGCAGCAAGCGGAGCAGCCUGCACAAACCCACCAAGUUUAAUAAUUUUAGGAAGGUAUUUUGAUAAAAGAAGAGGGUUUGCGAAUGGCUUAGCUUUAGCAGCCGGUAGCUUAGGAGGUAUGCUAACGCCUAUUGUGUUCACGAAGUUAAUGGAGGAAUAUUCCGUCAGGGGCGCUCUUCUCAUUCAGGCAGCUUUACUGUUUAAUAUCGUGGUUGCUGCAUCCUUGUUCCGACCAACAGAACUCACCGCAAAGCUGUACCAGUAUGAACAGCAGAAAAAGAAACGAAAAGAGCAACGCGAAUUACUGAAACCACACGGCAUUGCUGAUAAGGCUUCAAAUGGAAGUCUUCUAAUGAAAGAAGUCCAAAAUGGCUCAGGCUACAUUGGCAUGAAAGAUAAUGGACCUUUGGUUCCCAAACAGAUACAUUCAGUUGAACAUAAUUCGACAAGAGAAGUUUCCAAUUCACGUUCAUCUUUUCUGAAAAGACGAAUGGAACAUCAUCAUAGUACCUCUACUGUUUCUCAGUUUAGCAGUAUUCAUAGUAUCAUGUCGUCAUCUUUAGCAGACCUCCAAUUAGCAUCAAAAACGAAAGACUCAGGCAACAAAUCAGUUGUUAAAUGCUCGUUUUUGAAUACUUUUUUGAAAAUAAUGGACAUUAGGAUGUUAAAGAAUAAGCUUGUAGCUUUGUUUACCAUAGUCUUUUGCACAGGUUCAAUAGGGGCAUGUCUUGGUGUCAUAUUUGUAGCUCCAUUAGCUCGGGAUCAGAAUCUCACAAAAGACGAAAUAGCAAUAACCACGGCUUUAGUCAGUGGUUCUGAAUUUGUUUUUCGAAUAUUACUCGGAAUAUUUGCGGACAUGAAUGUUAUAGAGAGAUACCGUAUUGUUCAAAUAUCUCUCUUCGGGACUGGUGCUGUUUUACUAUCUUCUGUUAUGAUUGCAUCUUUCUGGCAGUUUACGGUCUUUAGUAUACUGUACGGGUUGUUUAGCGGGCCUCUGCUUUCUAUGUAUGCACCAGUCUGUGUAGAUUUUGUGGGAUUAGAGAAGUUUCACCGAGUGGUAGGAAUUCUACUGUUCUUUCAGGGAAUGUUCCUCGGUGGAUUUGGACCCACUAUAGGUGUAAUGAGAGAUUCGUUUGGUUCCUAUAUCCCUGCGUUCCAAAUGAUGUCAUCUGUUACAAUUUUGGCGGGAUGUCUUUUAUUCUUUGUUCCAUGUUUACGAAAACUAGAAUCCGCCCCAGAUAUUGUGAUUGAAAGCGAAUAAUCAAAGCUUGAAAAUUACCUCA
Messenger RNA from Saccostrea echinata, 1627 nucleotides. RefSeq names its product monocarboxylate transporter 9-like. The transcript is spliced from 5 exons. The record is from RefSeq and is a predicted model, not a curated record. Gene Ontology annotation, molecular function: monocarboxylic acid transmembrane transporter activity. Gene Ontology annotation, biological process: monocarboxylic acid transport; transmembrane transport. Lineage: Eukaryota; Metazoa; Mollusca; Bivalvia; Ostreida; Ostreidae. The coding region runs from base 1 to 1605 and encodes 534 amino acids.